AGCGGUGUGGCUCUGCUGCUGCUGCUGGAGUCUCCGGCUGGCUCGAGGAAUGUGCGGAGCGUGAAUUUAGUGGUCUCUCGUGUGGAUUAGCGCUGGGAUUGCGUUGGGAAUACCGCCGGAUUGUGUGGAGGAUGAGCCGGCAGCGGCACGUGUGGAUUACAGAAGCAGGAGGAACCUGAGAACAGACGCGUUUCUCGCCAGCCGCGGACGUCUGCCGUCUGCCGCUGGAAUACUGUCUCCGGAAACGUGCUUAGCUCCGGGAGUUUAGGGACCAUGAACUCUGGAGUAGCUGUGAACGAGGGAAGCGAGUGUGAGGAGUCUCAUCUGCUGCAGGAGCACGAGGAGGUUCAGGAGAGAACGACGCUACGCUACGAGGAGCGAAUCACAGAGCUGCACAGCAUCAUCGCCGAACUCAACAAGAAGAUAGACCUGCUGCAGGGAGCCACCAUCAGGGAGGAGGAUGAGUUUUCCGAGCUUCGCUCCGAUCUCAGUCACAGCCAGCAGGAAGUUAACGAGGACGACCGGAGCGUCGAUCAGGACCCCGACCAGGCGUCCAUCUCACUGCCUGAGAACCAGUCCACGCUGGUCACUGCAGACAUGGAUAACUGCAGUGACCUGAACUCGGAGCUGCAGCGGGUUUUGACGGGGCUGGAGAGCGUCCUCUGCGGCCGCAAGAAGAGCACAUGUAGCCUGUCCGUGGCGGAGGUAGACAGACACAUCGAGCAGCUGACCUCCGCCAGCGAACACUGCGAUCUGGCCAUCAAGACGGCGGAGGAGAUCGAGGGCGCUCUGGGCCGGGACUUCUACCCCAGUCUGUGUGAGGAGCGUGUGCGCUGGGAGAAGGAGCUGGCUGGACUCCGGGAGGAGAACGAGAGCCUGACGGCGAUGCUGUGCAGUAAAGAGGAGGAUCUCAACCGCACCAAAGCCACCAUGAAUGGCAUCCGAGAGGAGCGAGACCGCCUGCGCAGACGUGUGCGAGAGCUGCAGACGCGUCUCCAAAGCGUUCAGCCCGGCGCUCCGUCGAGUCCUGGGCGUCUGACGGCAGCGGGACGUCCCAUCAACCCCAGCACCGGAGAACUCAGCACCAGCAGCAGCAGCAACGACAUCCCCGUCGCCAAAGUGGCGGAGCGAGUGAAGCUGUCGAAAACGCGCUCAGAAUCGCUGCCAGCGGAGAGAUCCAUCCUCGGCUCUGAAAUCAGCAGCAUCGGGGUGUCCAGUAACGUGGCUGAACACCUGGCUCAUUCCCUUCAGGACUGCUCCAACAUCCAGGAGAUCUUCCAGACGCUCUACUCGCACGGAUCCGCCAUCUCCGAGAGCAAGAUCCGCGAGUUCGAGGUGGAGACGGAGAGACUCAACAGUCGUAUCGAGCACCUGAAGUCUCAGAACGAUCUGCUGACCAUCACGCUGGAGGAGUGUAAGACUAACGCCGAGCGGAUGAGUAUGCUGGUGGGGAAAUACGAGUCCAACGCCACCGCGCUCAGACUGGCCCUGCAGUACAGGUACACACACACAAACCACCUAAUUACAGUCCGGUCCUAAACACACUCACAUUCUGCUCGCGCUGCUGAAGACUGUUUCCGCUUCCUUUCAGACGGUUAAUCGCUUUCAGUGUCAUUAUUUGAUAAAAGCAUCAGAGGUGGUGUGACCUGUGGAUGAGUGUGAUGAAAAGCUGCCGUAUCGCUGGGGAAAUCUCUGUCUCACACACACACACACACACACACACACACACACUCUCACACACACACUCACACACACACUCUCACACACACUCAGGGCUCAUUUGUAUUCAUGAAGAGAUUCAGUCUCAAAUGCUGUUAGAGGAAGUGAUGCAGAUUUCAACUCACUUCUGCUUUUUAAUAUCCACCUUUCAGCAUCCAAUCAAUUCCUGAUGAAUUAGAUUAGAAAAAUUAGAUAUUUU
Molecule: messenger RNA, 1918 nt
Organism: Sinocyclocheilus rhinocerous
Lineage: Eukaryota; Metazoa; Chordata; Actinopteri; Cypriniformes; Cyprinidae
Product: colorectal mutant cancer protein-like
Exons: 9
Coding region: 274-1539 (421 amino acids)
Source: RefSeq, a predicted model, not a curated record